CUAGAGCCUUAAACCAAUAUCGAACAUAGUCAAUUUUAUAUUUUCAUAAAAUACAACUCCUUUAAAAAGCAACAAAAUAUAUGAGAUUCCAACAUGGCUCAGCGACCAAAGUUCAAGGUGCCCAACUACGGCAUGGGGCGCAGGUCCUCGGUUAUAGCCGUGCUACAAAAACUUAAACCAUGCAUCUAUGAAAAGUACGCUUCUUUUUUGGAUGACAAAAAGGACGACGAGAAUUCGAAGGAGGCGGAAAAGUUCACUCUAACCGGAAACGCAGCCAAGACGCAGAAGCAGCAGCCGGAGACAAGCCCCAAACUGAUGACGGCCAAGUUUGACCCAGCUAAAAGCAUUUGGCAGAGUCGAGUAAAACAAGGUUCACCGCAACGUCUGCCGACUAUACCCGAGGUUAAGGAGGUCCCCAAAGAGUUCAACGAAACUUCCAACCAGCUGCCCAAGAAAAAGAAAUCUAUAUUCACGGAUGAAGAGCUGAAGCUUCUUUUACCGAUAAGCCGCUAUAUAGACGACAAGCUGCGGCAUCUUGGGGGUGCCAUAAAGUCCGACGGGAUUUGCGAAAAUGUAAUUGUUAUCGAGAAACAGAACAUAAGACCACAAUUUGUGGUAGCCUUGCCCGAGCCGCGGUUCGCUUGGCGCAUUGAAAUCGAUCUGGUUACCAAUCCCACGGCCAUUUAUCUCAUAAGCUCCGGCAUCUUUUGGAAGGAAACAAUGCAGCAUGCCAAUCCCAAUAGCGUUAUGAUGAGAGCCAUCGAGCAGACGCUCUACCCCAUGGACGAUAAUCGCAAUGACAGGAAACUAAGCAAUGCCUGCGAAGGCAUUUUGAAUACCGUGACUUCCUAUUUGACUGAUAUUCAAACGUUCUGGAAACGCGAUACGAACCAAUUCAUGAAAAUUGUUGUUACUUAUUUCGUUAUACUUUGUUUAGUUGGAUUUCUGUUUACCAUAUAUAUUUAGGUAAACAUCGCGAAAUUACCUUUUUUUGUCAAGAAAUUAUUUUGUUUAUUAUGUUAUAAGUUAUUAUAAGUAUUUA
Messenger RNA from Drosophila novamexicana, 1042 nucleotides. RefSeq lists its product as uncharacterized. Bases 94 to 966 code for a protein of 290 amino acids. NCBI's taxonomy places the organism in Eukaryota, Metazoa, Arthropoda, Insecta, Diptera, Drosophilidae. The record is from RefSeq and is a predicted model, not a curated record. The transcript has 3 exons.